UACACAGUCAAGUAUAUCCUUCUUGUGUUUAGUAAUCGACAUACACCAACCAACUGAGGUAGGCCUUUUCAACGUUCUUCUAACAUUCUUCGUUUUAUUCAGCCAAAUAACCGGGGUGUCUAUUUUUGUAUGCUUGUUGAUUUCUCUGUGUACAAAAAAAAUCAACAUUGUCUAUCUAUUUGCAAACCUGGACCUGUUAUACGGAUGAGAUGCUGAGUUGAAAAUAGGCUACUAUGGGGAGCGUGUUUAGCUCCGUAGGGUUUUAUUAUUAAAUACGUAAACCUACUUUCCCAGUCCGUCAUAUAGGUCACAAAUACAGUGUGCCGUACCCUGAGCAGGCAUUCAAAGGUUACAAAAAUGUUAACAAAAUGUAGAACCGGGCAAUCGAUAUCACCUUUCCUUGUAAUUUAGUUUUUUAGAGGAUAAUAUCCUAAACCAGACUCGGUUUAUUUAAGAAUUAAGUUACACAAAUAAAGAUAUAGGCCUAUAAUAGCCAGAUUUGGUUGAAGUUUUGGUUGAAAUGAUUUAAAUAGUCCACCUAAUGUACAUGGAUUAUUUUCGGUUAGGAUUAUAUUUCCAUCACUACACCGUGUGAUUAGAAAUCGUUAUUUUAGUUCAUGUCAAAGCUUUGACGUGUAUGACUGAGUAGAUUAUUCGUGUGAAUUAAAAUGGUCUUAAAUGUAUUUAAAUGUGCCAAAGUAAGGGAAUUGGAGCUUGAUGUAACGGUUAAUUAUCUUAAGGUCCAUGUUCAUCCUUAGUUUAAUUUUUUUUUCUUCAUAUCAAGCAAAGAAGACAAGCUAAGUGUUCAAGAUGUCCUYUGUCAGUCAGUUUGAAUCAAUUUCAAGUCUGUGUUCUAGGUGUCGCUGUUGACCACGUCUGCUUCCCUAUGAGUCAAUGUUUCCAUGUGAUGGGAAAAGAGUCUGCGUCUCAAGGCCAUUUUCACAUUUCAUUGGAGAGGUUGUCAUGUGGCAGAGAGGCAUCCUAAGCAACACGGACAUUGUUUUGCUAGAAAUGUCAGCCUACAAACGACAUCUUCCUUUUAAAACUUCUCCGAAAUGUCCUUUCCCAACAGCUCUCCUGUUACGAAUACUUUUGUAGUUGAUUCGUUGAUUGGCGCUUGCAGGACUGACCGUUUUUACUCCAGCAGCAACAUGUACAUGCCGUCCGGUGCAGAAAUGGGAAUUUACGGAAUGCAAACCUGUGGACUCUUGCCGUCUCUCCGUAAACRAGGGGACGUCAACCACCAAAAUAUGGGCAUGAAUUUCCACCCUUACAUACCUCAAAUUGAUAACUGGACAGAUCCCAGUAGACCUUGCGGAAUAGAGCAACCAUCCAACCAAAUGCCCAAUUGCACAUUUUCACAAAACAUUAAGGAGGAGAGUAAUUUCUGCAUGUAUUCCGACAAGAGAGCAAAGGUCAACUCGUCCGAUGUCCCUGUAUAUGCUAAUAUAAUCCCCGAAUCGUGUUCAGUUGACUGCCCCGAGAUCCCUGUCCCAGGGUAUUUCAGAUUAAACCAAACCUACUCGACUGGGAAAGACCAGGACUAUGGCCACGAGAAGACAAGUCCAAACAUCACAUUCAUGCAGCUCAACAGAGUUACUCCAAAACCGCAGUUGUCUUCCUUUUUUGUCGAACUGGAAAGGAAAACGGCCGAGAUACCGCAUAACCCGGAGACCAGCAAGACACCCAUCCCCGCGGAAAUCCCGGAUCCUACGUCCACCGCGCAACGGGAGGAGAACUGCUCCACUGAAUCUUCAGUCUCCAGCCCAGAGUUGACACAAAGAGAAUCUAAAGACAGCAAAACGGACGCUCCAACGAGCAAUUGGUUGACUGCAACAAGCGGCAGGAAGAAAAGAUGCCCCUACACAAAGCACCAGACGCUUGAAUUGGAAAAGGAGUUUUUAUUCAACAUGUACCUGACUCGAGAGCGCCGUCUAGAGAUCAGUAGAGGCGUCAACCUCACCGACAGGCAAGUCAAGAUCUGGUUCCAAAACCGCAGGAUGAAGCUUAAGAAAAUGAACAGUGAAAACCGAAUUCGGGAACUUACCUCAAAUCUCACCUUUUCGUGAGUUUGCUUACGGAAAGCUUGAUUUAUUGUCUUUUUCCUCUAAGCGGUGGUGUGGUGUAGCAUCGGACUUUUGGGGGUUUUUCACCGAAACUGUGACUGACUGCUAUUUUAUUUUCAUGUUUACAUGGUGACGCAUUGUGUAUUUUGAAUAUGUUUUAUCACAGGGUACAUUAAUAACGUCUUAAAUUAUUCAAAUUUACUAUGUAUCCAUUAUUAACGGUUUGGUUUGAUUGAGUCUGACUUGUUUGGAGGCUAAUUUUUCGGACAUGAAAACACAUUUAUCGAUAGUGGAUCCAAAGUUAUACAUUCGUUUAGAAUUAAGCGCUAACUCUUUAGCUGAAUCGUAAUCAUAUAAACGUUUAUGUAGCAUAAAUGUGAUGAGCAAUGUUAAUGAGUGUAAAUCUUACGCAUGUUUGUGGCAUGUAUCCUGCAAUAAAUUGAUUGUCAAAUGUAA
Molecule: messenger RNA, 2522 nt
Organism: Salvelinus sp. IW2-2015
Lineage: Eukaryota; Metazoa; Chordata; Actinopteri; Salmoniformes; Salmonidae
Product: homeobox protein Hox-D10a-like
Biological process (GO): regulation of transcription by RNA polymerase II
Cellular component (GO): nucleus
Molecular function (GO): DNA-binding transcription factor activity, RNA polymerase II-specific; RNA polymerase II cis-regulatory region sequence-specific DNA binding
Source: RefSeq, a predicted model, not a curated record